This is a messenger RNA of Sceloporus undulatus (fence lizard), 11502 nucleotides long. RefSeq names its product protein tyrosine phosphatase non-receptor type 21 (gene PTPN21). Gene Ontology annotation, cellular component: cytoskeleton. NCBI's taxonomy places the organism in Eukaryota, Metazoa, Chordata, Lepidosauria, Squamata, Phrynosomatidae. Gene Ontology annotation, molecular function: protein tyrosine phosphatase activity. Gene Ontology annotation, biological process: protein dephosphorylation. The coding region runs from base 810 to 4481 and encodes 1223 amino acids. The transcript has 20 exons. The record is from RefSeq and is a predicted model, not a curated record.
GCUGCUGGGCCCUGGCUGCCAUCUUCCCGGUGCCAAGCAUUCCUUCCCUCUGAGGUCAUGGGGCUGGAAAGCGAGCGAGGGAAGAAGAGGGCUGUCCCUUGCGGGCUGGCGUUGUGUGUCCUUCCGCAUGGCUGGAGCCAAGGGGAACGCCUCUGAAGGGCCAGAGAAAGGCGAGAAGGAAAGAAGGAAAAGAGCAAAGAGAGGGAAGGAAGAAGGGAAGGGAGGAAGAAACACAACUACCCUGCGCGCCCUGGCCAACCCAGCGAGGCAAGGGCACCUGGUGCGCCCCUGGUCCAGCCUCUGCUGCCUGAGAAACACUCCCUUCUUCCACCUCCUAGUAUUGCUUUAGUAUCUCUCCUCCGCCUUCCCUGGCUCCUUGGGAAGAGAGGCACACAGUGGUGGUGGUGUUGUUGGAAGAGGACAUGAGGAGUGUUGGAAGGGACUCUGAGGAAGAAAAACCAAGGCUGGGGUUGGUUUCUUCCUGAAGGAAAGGUGCCUUAGUCUUGACCCCCCCCCGCCCUUCGCCAAAGAAACCCUCCUUUCCUGCCCCAGAAAGCCAUGAAAUGGCUCUCUAGUUUUCCAAGCUGGGCCAGGUCUUUGGCUGCUGAAGGAGCCCUCCUUGCCUUGGGGGUCUGCACCAGAGUUGUUGUGGAUGCUGCCUUGGAACAGAAUCUGGAGGAUAACCUGCUAUUCUUUAAUGGCUGCAGCUGCAGCUGCUGGCUAAUGAUCUGGGGACUUUCCAGCUCUUGACUGUUGAUGAGAUUCCCAAUGUUCUUCAGUGACUUUUUGUGAAUGUCUGAGGGAAGAAAAUGCCUCUGCCUUUUGGGCUUAAACUGAAACGAACUCGACGCUACACAGUGUCUAGCAAGAGCUGCUUGGUGGCUCGUAUACAGCUGCUUAACAAUGAGUUUGUGGAGUUCACACUAUCAGUUGAGAGCACUGGGCAGGAAAGUCUAGAGGCUGUAGCACAGAGACUUGAACUUCGAGAGAUCACCUAUUUUAGCCUUUGGUAUUUCAACAAGCAGAACCAGCGCCGGUGGAUAGAUCUGGACAAGCCACUGAAAAAACAACUGGAUAAAUAUGCAUUGGAGCCAACUGUAUUCUUUGGGGUGGUUUUUUAUGUGCCUUCUGUCUCACAGCUUCAGCAGGAGAUUACCAGAUACCAGUAUUAUCUUCAACUGAAGAAAGAUAUCUUAGAAGGAAACAUUCCUUGCACAUUUGAGCAAGCAAUUCAUCUGGCCGGCUUAGCUGUUCAAGCUGAUUUUGGAGAUUAUGACCAGUAUGAGUCACAGGAGUUUCUGCAGAGAUUUGCCUUGUUCCCUGUGGGUUGGUUACAAGAUGAAAAGAUCCUGGAAGAAGCAACCCAGAAAGUGGCCUUACUCCAUCAGAAGUACAGGGGGCUCAUGCCACCUGAUGCAGAGAUGUUAUAUAUGCAAGAGGUUGAAAGAAUGGAAGGUUAUGGGGAAGAGAGCUUUCCUGCAAAGGAUAGCCAAGGAAGUGACAUUUUCAUUGGAGCUUGUCUUGAUGGAAUUUUUGUGAAGCACAAAAAUGGCCGACCUCCUGUCAUAUUUAGGUGGCAUGACAUUGCUAACAUGUCCCACAACAAGUCCUUUUUUGCACUAGAGCUGGCAAAUAAAGAAGAGACUAUCCAAUUCCAAACUGAAGACAUGGAGACGGCAAAAUAUGUGUGGAGAAUGUGUGUGGCCAGGCACAAAUUUUAUAGACUAAAUAAAUGUAGCCUAGACUCCCCAGACUCUCCGCCUGAGGAAGGCUCUCAGAAAUCUUUCCUCAUUCUUUCCUUUCCACGCUUUCCAAUCCUUUCUCGUCCUUCUCUACCCAAAGGACAAGCUCAUACGGUGACAGUCAAUCCAGUUAGGAGGCGAUCAUCGUCCAGGUUGUCUCUGCAGUCCAAGCCACAACCUUAUAUGAUGGCACCAGCUCCACCUCAGUUACACUACAAUGGACACUUCACAGAACCAUAUACAUCUUCACAAGAUAAUCUCUAUGGGAAUAACCAGAAUGGCUAUUACUGCCAUUCACAGACCAGCCUGGAUAGAGCACCACAUGACUAUAAUGGCAGAAUCCGCAAUGGCAGUGUCUAUAGCGCUCACAGCACAAGCUCCUUGAAUAACCCACAGCACUAUAUGCAGCCAUCGCCUAUGUCCUCCAACCCAAGCAUUACUGGCAGUGAUGUCCUCAGACCUGAUUACAUCCCAUCACACCGGCACAGUGCCCUUGUACCACCUUCUUAUCGGCCUACCCCAGAUUAUGAGACUGUCAUGAAGCAGCUUAACCGGGGAAUGAUACAUUCAGACAAGCAGAGUCAUUCCAUGAGAAACCUCAAUAUUGGCAAUUCUUAUGCGUACAGUAGGCCCGAUGCCAUGGUAUACAGCCAGCCUGAAAUCCGAGAGCAUGCAAAUUUCACUUCCCCUCACUCUGGGCACUAUCCAUUUAAUUUAAAUUAUAGUUUCCAUAGCCAAUCCCCUUAUCCCUAUCCUGCUGAAAGGCGUCUAGUAGUUGGAGCAGUGAGUGUUCCCGAACUGACAAAUGUUCAAUUGCAGGCACAAGAUUAUCCUGCACCAAAUAUCAUGAAAACUCAAGUAUAUCGCCCUCCUCCCCCUUAUCCUUAUCCUAGGCCAGCCAACAGCACCCCAGACCUGUCCCGACACCUCUAUAUCAGCAGUAGCAAUCCUGACCUCAUCACCCGACGGGUCCAUCACUCAGUCCAGACAUUUCAGGAAGACAGCUUGCCAGUUGCACAUUCCCUCCAGGAAGUGAGCGAGCCUUUGACAUCAGCCCGGCAUGCUCAGUUGCAGAAGAGGAACAGUAUUGAAAUAGCUGGUCUGGCCCACAGCUUUGAGGCUAUGAGGAUGAAAGAGAGGACCAUGUCAGCCUCAGCUGCAGAUGUAGCCCUGACAAAAGUGGUCCCUGCUGGAUCCCAGCCCACUGUUUUCUUGGAAAGAACAAAGCAAGAGGAAAAUGAGGAACAAGAAGAAAAUGUGAAUUAUGGGCAUAAGAAGUCUCUUUCAGAUGCCACUAUGCUGAUUCAUAGCAGUGAGGAAGAGGAGGAUCUUGAAGAAGAGAGCAAGAUUAAUCCAGCCCUCUCUCCAUUCAUUGAUGGUAAAUCCCAGCUUCCUUCUGUCAUUGGUUGUUACCCUCCUGAAUCCUUAUUGAACUAUCCUUACAGUUCUGUUGCUCCAUCUCCUGGUCCUUUACAUAUCCAUGAACCCAAGCUGCAUAUUACAGAGAGUGAGAGGCGGGUGAAAGAUGUGAGCCCCACCCAAAUCAUGGUUGACACUCAAGUACAGAGAAGAGGUGAUGGGAUGUUGACUCCAUCUGUGUCUGAAUCCGAUCUAACAAUGUCUGCGAGGUACAGAGUGCGGAAGGAUUCUGUAAAGAAGAGGCCUGUAUCUGAACUACUUUCAGGGAAGAAGAAUGUAGUAGAAGGGCUACCUCCUUUAGGGCAGGUCAUGAAAAAAACCAGAGCUGAAGCCAAAAAAAUAGGACCCUUGAAGUUAGCUGCUCUCAAUGGACUGACGUUAUCUCGGCUGCCACUGCCAGAUGAAGGAAAGGAGGAACCCACCAGAGCUACGAAUGAUGAACGGUGUAAAGGUUUGGAACAACGGCUAGAUCAAGGAAUGGUGUUUACUGAAUAUGAGCGUAUUCAAAAGAAAAGGCUUGUAGAUGGUGACUGUUCCAUAGCCCGUCUGCCAGAAAAUGCAGAACGGAACAGAUUCCAAGAUGUACUUCCGUAUGAUGAUACCAGAGUCGAGCUGGUCCCUACAAAAGAAAAUAAUACAGGUUAUAUCAACGCUUCCCAUAUUAAGGUCUGUGUUGGAGGUAUGGAGUGGGAUUAUAUUGCUACCCAAGGCCCUUUGCAGAAUACAUGCCAAGAUUUCUGGCAGAUGGUGUGGGAACAAGGGAUUGCCAUUAUAACCAUGGUGACGGCAGAAGAGGAGGGCGGCCGAGAGAAAAGUUUCCGAUACUGGCCAAGGCUCGGUUCAAGGCAUAACACAGUGACAUAUGGGAGAUUUAAGAUUACCACCCGAUUCCGAACAGACUCUGGUUGUUAUGCAACUACAGGUUUGAAGAUCAAACACCUUCUCACAGGGCAAGAGAGAACAGUUUGGCACCUCCAGUACACUGACUGGCCAGAGCAUGGCUGUCCAGAAGACAUAAAAGGAUUUCUGUCAUAUCUGGAAGAGAUACAGUCAGUACGGCGCCAUACAAAUAGCACUGCAGAUCCAACAGUUCCCAACCCUCCCCUGCUUGUGCAUUGCAGUGCUGGUGUGGGAAGAACUGGAGUGGUCAUCUUGUCGGAGGUCAUGAUUGCCUGUUUGGAACACAAUGAGCCACUAGAUAUUCCCAGAAUGCUGGAUAUGCUGAGGCAACAGAGGAUGCUGAUGGUACAGACCUUAUGCCAGUACACCUUUGUCUAUGCAGUUCUUAUUCAGUUCCUGAAGAGUUCAAGGCUUAUAUAAACCUUCCUCACUCUACUUCCGAGGUUCAUUCUUUGCAAGAGUUUACAAAAACAGAAAUUUGCCUUCUGUGGGGGCAACCUUCUUGGUUUGCAUUGAAGAUGCUGAAUAACAAUCAUUGCUGUUGGUCCUUGCAGAAGAAGAUUUUGAGUGGAUGGGCUUCUUUGUUCAUCAUGCAUUUGGAACUGGAACAAGAAAGGAAUGAGUGUGGCUUCUGAGAUAUAUAUAUACAUGUACUGAUAUGCCAUGUUUUUCUUGUACUUUAUGAGAUAAUGUUAUAGUAAGCUAAACUAUCCUACCAAGACAGCACUGCCCCAUACGAAAAAUAAUUGAUAUAUUUUAAAAUUUUAACUUUCUAAAAAAAAACUUGGAGGGUAAAGAGAGGGAAAAUGCUGAUGCUUUAUCUAUGUAUACUUGUAGAUAUAUUAUGUGGGAAAGGUGUUUGCUCUGCACAUAUCAAGGUCAUAAAUGGCAAUCACUUUUCUUCAAAUUUUGUAUUUAAGUCAAUGCUAAUAUAUUUUAAAUGCUUGUCAAUUGUACUGAUUUCAUAUUGGAACCAAUAUCUCUCAAGAAGCUGUUAAAAGUAUUUAAGCCAACUAGUUUUGUAUUUAGGGCUUUUUUUUGCUGCUCUGCUAAAACAAAACUAUGAACAGCACAGUAUUUUAGCACAGUGUGUGUGUGUGUGUGUGUGUGUGUGUGUAUAUAUAUAUAUAUAUAUAUGAAGUAAGAAAGAGGUUAAAUUUUUGGUUUUGUACAGAGAAAGGGGAGGAAAUGACGAGAUAGUGGCUUGUAUUGCUUGAGGUGUCGUGAAAUAAGGAAGGACAUGUAUUUCAAGACAUAUAUUAGGAAAUACAUUUGCAGGUAAUGGGGUAAGUAGUAAAGUAGGACAGAAAAUGCCAGGAAAAAUGGCUCUAGCAGGCACUUAUUUUAUCCCCAGUAGAAGAAAUAAAAGGAGGAUGUUGUUGCCUACAGUUGUAGGCCAAAAGGGAGGGUGGGUGGAUGAAGUAUUGGAGAAUGUUAUGUUGUUUGCCAAGAGUUCCAAAGAUAACCAAAAAGAAGCAUAUGCUCAUUGUAUUCAUUUAUUUACAACCCAGUUUGCUACUACUGGUUGAAGUCAAGGUGGAUAAAAAAUGCCAUUUAAGCACUUUCUUGGCUUUUAUUUAUCUAGGGAAUUAUUUUGGCUGUUCCAGUAUGUUUAACUGAUACCAGCACUCAUUUAAAAAGAAAACUUCAGAGGAGCAUUUUACAAUGGUAUGAGUUGAGUGCUGACUUGGUUUUAAAGUAGAGCAUUCCAGAUUGGUAAUUAAGGAAGCAGUACGUGGACUGGAAGAGUGCAAGUGUGAUGAUUGGUUUGCAUGCUUUAGUACACUAUUACUUUUUCUUUUUUAGCAUGUAUUUCCCAAUCAAGAAAAUCAAAGUGUAUUGUAUCUUCAUAUAUUUUUAACCCAUUUCCUUCCUCUCCCGGAUGAUAUCCCUAAGAAUAGAUUCUUCAGUAGUGCUGAGAUGAAAUUACAAGGAGAUCCAGAUUUUGAGAAAUCUUACCCCAUUCUUUAUGAUCACUUGGGACUUCAGCAAUGGUAAAUGUUCUAACAGGGUGACAAAAGCCUCUGGAAGAUACAUAUUCAUCAACAGCAAAAAGAAAAAAGAAAAAAAAUGGUGGUGGUGGUGGUGGGGGGUCCGUAAUGCCUAGCAUGAUAUUAAAAAGUUGUGGCUAGCUAGCAAUUAUCUACAGACACCUAAACAGUACAUUUAUCUUAUGGUGGUUUUGAAUACCACUUAGGUAGAAAAAUUGCCUCAGACCUCUCAUUGGGCUGUUGGGAUUAUUAUACAUUAUUUAACCAGAAACCAAGAUGAUCUGUAUUUAAGGGGCACUCUGGGUAAAGCUUUGUUUUCAGUAUUGACCAGAACUGUUCAUGGGCUGUACAGCAAAAUGAAAUUAAAUAAUGGGAAAUCUGCCAUUAUGUUUGUGAUGUGCCUCAGAGAGUUUGAGCUAGGCUUCAUGGCAUGUUCUUGAGCUGGCUCAAGAGCAAUGGUUGGAAGAUUCAGACUGAUUUUGAUGUCCGUGAUGUUAAUUUGUGUUGUACAGACUCUCUUGAUCUCCAUUAGAGAUUAGUCUGAGUGAUCCAGUUUUCCAGCCAGUCCUUUUAUUAACAGUAGCCUCUGCAACUGAUUCAGCUGAGUUGUGGUAUUCUGCCUAAAUUCCUUGAAUCAGCAAGUCCAUUCAUAAGCUCUGAAAAUGCUACAUUUAGAGAGAGCUUUCUAGAAGACUUAAAAGUAACACAGAGGGGUUUGGAAUUUUUCUGCCAGCACAAUAUGACUAUCAGAAGUGUGAUAUUCCUACAUAACGCAUUAAAAAACAAAAGCAAAUUCCACCACCAAUAAUGGAACAUACAAAUAUGCUCUCAUAAUUUGGAGAAAUUGGCUUUUGAAACUCACAAAUAUUUUUAAGGUUGUUAAACUAUGGCUGAUAUCAUAUUAGCAGGAUAUAUACCUGCAUAUGUCUUUUUUGGGGUGCUGUGAUGCUUUUUUGUGUGCUGUUCCUUUCCUCCAUCUGUUGCAACCAAUGCCUCCCUAGACUUACUGUACAGUCUUUGAAGCUGCCCUCCCAGGCCAUUCUGCAUUCUGGGAUGCAGGCAGGAUCCUAGAAGGAUCUGACUAUGUCCCCAUAAACAGACUUGAAAUUAUUACAGCAUCACUGAGACCUUUGGAGGACCUCAGUGGAUCUCAGCACUGAACACAUUUUGCAUCUGGAUACAAGUACAUAACUAGAUCUUCUCCACUCCUGGGGCACAUAAGGGCCGUGUAGGAGCUUUCAGAGGCAUACAUUAAGUAGGGAAAAUAGUGAUAUAUGGCUUGGCUUAGUGUUAGUCCACAUGUGGAACCACUACACUACACUCAACCAUACAGGAUUGUGGCCCUUGUCUUUUGGUUUCAUCAGGCAGUUGUUCUCUAGAGCUUUCAUUCACUGCAACUUGUUUUUUUUAUAAUGGAAUUGGGGCUUUGUUCAUAUGCAGUCUUCCUUGCCCAAAACAAGGGGGAAAGGGAUAAUGUCAUUGUUACACUAAGCACUAAUCUGUCCCUGAACUGGCUUGGAAAAAAGAGAGGUGCAGCAGACACUCAGACAUAAAACAGCAUGGGUUCCUAAUUCUAGCUGCUGUUUACCAUAAUGAAGUGUUUUCUAAAAGACGGGCUUAUUGAGAUACAUGGAAAAGGAACAGAUUGAGGAUUUUUCCUCUCCACCUGCAAGAGUGUAAUUUGCUGAGCUCAAUUAGCAAAUUUUGGGAGGAUACUAUCACCCAGCUCUGAUCUCUGUUUGGCAUGUACUAUGCUUAGUAAUACAAAAGUACUGCCCAUAUCCACAGUUAGGUGUACCUUUUAAAGGAAUUAAUUCUGACUAGCUCAAGUGUUUACAGCUGAAGUGAUCAACCUUGUUUAUUUUAUAGUAUGUGUGUAUAUGUGUGCAUGUGUUUGCUGCUGUUCAAUAGCUAAGCUCCAAACCAGAAAUAUAAGCUAUAAGGUGAGGAUCUUGGGAGCCCUACUACUUCUGUACAAUGGACAGAACAGGUCAGAAACCUUUAUAGUACAUUUGUGGGCUGCCCAGUUGAGUCACCUAGAGAAUUAAAGAAGUGCUCCUUACCUAGUUUGGGGGUGAUGUGUUUGCUUGCUUCCAUAUUUGUUUGUUUCUCUUCACCUUCCAAAGAGCAUUUGCCUCAGUUACAGGGCAUGCUGCUUUUCACAACCACAGGAAUGUUUUUAAACAUUGCUUUAUGAUGGGCAAUGCUGUGAGGGAAAAAGAAAGUUUUCUCAAGUAUGCACAAGAUACUUGGGGGCCCAAGGGAGCCCUGAAGUAUGGUCCUUGUCACUACAAUACUGUACGGACCAGUUUCUCUGGCUCUCUUUUGUGUCUGCAGCCAUACUUUUUGGGAAUAUGCAAGUGCAAGCUGUAAUGCAGAAUGAUUUCAGUCUUUGACAAGAGCAGAAAUCCUCCAUGCUGUAUGUAGAGAAGAGGAUAAGAACCUACCCUUCCUCACUUAGUUCUCCCACCAUACCAUUCUAAACUCUCUUGAUCUCAUGUGAUUUUGGAAGCUUUGGAGGUUGUUUAGUAACUUGGAUGUAAGACCACUGUGGAAUCAGGUUUUUUUUUUUUUUUUAAAUUAAGCCUUCAAAAGAAUCCUGCUUGAAUCCCUCAAUAUUGCCCGUCAGACUUGACAUUAAGAUAGUUGUGUAGGUUUCUGUUUCCACACAGUCUUUUGGGGUAUGGUUUUAUUGAUUCAAUUUUGUGUUUCACUAAAACUUAGUCAAUCAGCUUAAAUCGUGGUUUGAGGUUUUGUUGCCCAAAUCUAUGUUCUUAUUAUGUUGCCUUGUGAAAGGAAAGAUGUGGCACAAUGCUCCCACCUCCAAAGAAAUCUUUGGUUGCUCAAAGAACAUGACAUUUAAUUUAAUUGAGGUGGCUACCAGAUACAGCGGGUAUGUGUUGUAUGUCUGCAGCUGCUUUAGGUGCACUGAACCAUCUUGAAGCACAUUAGUAAAACUUACUGAAGGGAAGUCGGAGCCAUUUUUUUAUUGGACUAUCCUGAGACAUAUAUGAGUUUGAAAAUGUCUAAAAAAGAACUUCCAGAACUGUUGGGCAGAAAAUAGCCAAUCAGUUUAUCCCAUUUUCUUACUAAAGUUAAGUUUCAGAAAACAUCCAGGGAUAGUUGUGUUGGCCAUAUAACAAAUCCAAUCAAAAAUCCAGCAAACAGUGAUAUCUUUAUUGGCCAACAGAAAUAUAUAUGCACAAUAUAUAUGCUGCAAGCUUUCAAAGCUUCACUGGCUUCUUCAUCAGACAAGGUGUUACAAACCAAACAGAAGAGAAAAAAAUAUGAAGAUGUUAAGUCCUCCUUCUGAUCAUGUGGCAACUGGGAGAUUUUCAAAGUCCAGAAAAUUUAACAUCCAUUUGCAUCUCAACAAAGACACUUCCUUUGCAAUCCAGUAUGUCUCCAUUCUUUGUGAGGCCACUUUGAGAAUCUCCUAGCAUCCACAUGGCCAGCAUGCAAGAUAUGCCCUGCUUGCAUGCCAUCUUAAGAAGAGCAACAGCAAAAUGCAGGCCUAUGUUCUCCUGUUUGGUUUGUAAUACCUUGCCUAAUGAAGAACCCAGCAAAGCUUUGAAAACCUGCAACAUGUAUAUUAUUCAUUUUGAUUGGCCAAUAAAAGUAUCACUGUUUGGUGGAUUUUUGAUUAAAGUUAAGUUUGUCAGAGUUGGAGUAUGAUUCUCUUUUCCUGAAUUGUUCCUGAAAUGGCAAUUCAUUUAGGGACGUAGGGCAGUCUGUUAGUUUGAAUUCAUAUGCUACUAAGCAUGUGAGUUACUUCCCAAUAUCUAGGAUUUUGCUGCUUGUAGGGGGCAACUGUAUGGAUUAGAUAAAAACAAAGGCAUAAAUCCUAAGGUAGGCCUUACUGCAGCCAUUGAAUCAUUUCAAUUUACUUAUGAGUUGGUUUACCAUUUAACAGUGGAUUAAAUGUUACUGUUAUAAUUGGAACUAAUCAGAAGGCUUUCAGCAAAAAGACCUGUGGCAGCCUUAAAGAUUUCCAAAUUUAUUACACAGUGCUAUAGUUUAUUAUUGCAUUAUAUCACACUUACAUUUACAUGUGAUUAUACAUGUGUUAUCGUAGAAUCCUGUAUGACCAUUAUGCACUACAUUGUACAGUUAGCCCUCCAUAUCCAUGGAUUUUUUUAUCCGCAGAGUCAAGCAUCUGUGAUUUUAAAAUAAAUUCCAAAAAGGAACCCCUGAUUUUGUCAUUUUAUACAAAGGGCACCAUCUUACUAUUGCAUUGUAUUUAAUUGGACUUGAGUGUCCACCAAUUUUGUUAUCCAUGGGGGGUUCUGGAACCAAACCCUGGCAGAUACCAAAGGCUCUCUAUACCAUAACUUAAUGGAUUCUGGCCAAACCUCACCCCUCAAAUCCCACUUACCAGUAAGCAUCAACUGGGAUAGAGGGUGUUCUGCUCCUCUGUUGAUAGAGAAGCACCUGCCUAACAUUCCCACCCUUUUCCAUGAGUGAUGUCUGUCAUGACAGGCAAAGAAAGGACCCCUGUUGCAAAUCCGACUCAUGCCAGACAUUGCUCACCAAGAGAUAGGUGGAAAUAUCGCUAAACCAGUUUUCAAUUGACAGGGGAACUGACCCCUGUAGAUCCCAGUGUCUGCUGAUCAGUAAGUAGGGUUUGGGGGACUUUCAUGGUCCCUAUGUAGCCCCAAAAGUAGGGACUAUGCAGGGAUUGUGAAUACAUAGCAGUUACAAAUGCAUGCAUUCAUAAUUGCCUAACAGGAUGAUCGCCAUAAUCUUUCAAAUGCCAUAGGUUUCUGCUACUUCUGGUGCAAGUGGCUGACAAAGGUGGUGGUGGCUUCCUACACCAGUAAUAUGCUUGCAAGGGUUGGACUUCACUCGUAUGAGUUAGAAACAUUUUGUACACAUGGUUACUGAAGAGCGGUAGGACAGGACUGCAAGGGAGUAGCUCCCAUGCCACUAUGGUUUUAUGUGAAUCUGCAUUGAAAGCUUUUUUUUGGGGGGGGGGGGCGUGUUGGUUAUCCUGAGAUUCAGAUAGUUGAAAAUCCCACUGCCCUUAAUCAGUUCAAUGUUCAGCCAUUUUUAGGAUUAACUCUUUACAAGUGAAAGAAGUGUAGUCACAUCUUGCACUUAAUUUUCCCUUUAGGUUUUUUUUUUUUUUUUUGGCAGCAGUAUACAGGGAUUUGUAUAAUACUUUGCUUCAACAGUAGCACAUGUCCCUUCCUCAAGUAUUAUUUUUCUAGUGUCAAGCUAAGGGCUUCUUUUUUACUUACAUGUGCUCUGCUUUCUCUUUCUCAAUCAGUACUGUAAAAAAUGUAUAAUCACUGCAGCUUUAAAUCUUGUACAAUUGAAAUGGGUUUGUAAAACAAUGUACAAAUUGUAUUUGAUAGAAAGGCUUGUUUUACUUUGAUAUGUAAUAUAUGUGAAAUGAAUUAUAUCAUAGUCUAUUUUUGCCAUGGAAAUAAAUAUUUGAAGCGCUUCUA